Zonotrichia leucophrys gambelii is the source of this 6855-nucleotide messenger RNA. RefSeq lists its product as uncharacterized. The transcript has 8 exons. Bases 1 to 6855 code for a protein of 2284 amino acids. Lineage: Eukaryota; Metazoa; Chordata; Aves; Passeriformes; Passerellidae. The record is from RefSeq and is a predicted model, not a curated record.
AUGAUCACCCCCCAGGCGCAGGCUGAGGGCUUGCGGGCUCAUGAGGUUAUGACAACCACCCGUGCUGCCCGGGAAGCUAUCCGUGCAGCGGCUAAAGUAGUAGCCAGUCCGUCCCCAUGGUCAACCAUCAAACAGAGUGAGAGCGAGAGCUUCACUCAGUUUGUGGACAGACUUCAGGCAGCAUUGGACUCCUCCUCGUUGCCGUCGGGGGCUAAGGGUCCUGUGCUGGCAGACUGCCUGCGCCAGCAGUGGGCCGGCGCCACGCCACGCCGGGCCAGGGAGCUGCAGGACGCGGCUGCCCGUUAUGGGACAACUCUGGAACAAUGGGAGGAACAGGGUCAGGCCCUGGGCAGGGAGGAGGGGGCCGAGGUGGUGGCCGGGCAUGGAGCCCAGGUGAGGAGAGAGGUCAUGGUGGCUGCCAGCGAGGCAACAAGGGCCACCAUGGUGAGACAGCGGCUGGAGGUGGCCCUGGGGCUGCUGGAGCGCUUGGUGGCCGCGUGUGACGAAGCCACCGCGUUCCCCCGGGAGCUGGAGCACCUGCCCUAUGAUAUGAAUGCCACCCUGGAGGGGAGAAAGAAGAAGUCCUCCCAUGUCCCUGAGGCCUUGGUGGCCAAGGCGGCCCUAGCCAAGCAGCUGUGGGAGGCCAAUGCCCGCCAAGCCAUGGCUCACUUGGUGAGGACAUUUCCAGACUACAUCAAGUUCUUGUUCCCUGCCGGUCCCUCCAGCCCCAGUGCCUGUGGGGUGGCCGAGUGGUGCCAAAGAGCCAUCGAAGACAUCCCAAGGCUUGUUCGACCCCUGGAGCAUCCCCAAGGUGUCCCCAAGGAGGCUGUAAGUUCCACCAGGUCCCUGACACCUCCCCUGUCCCCUCCCCAGCUGUCCCCGGCCCUGCUGCAGCCACAGGUCACCGUGGUGGCCAUCCUGGGUGAGCUGCUGGACACCCUGCCCAGGCUGGACGAGGAGAUGCUGUUGCUCAGGUAUUCAGUGAGACUGUACCGGCGCCUGGAGGACUUCACGAGGAACAUCCGGGUCACCCUGUACUGCAUUGAGGGCACCUGGUGGCGCUGCAAUGUCACCUCCGAUGAUGAUGGCCCUGUCACAUCCCUGAGCCAGGCCCUGGUCGCCUACAAGAGCACCCCAGGGAUCACCUGGGACCAUGUGACAAUGGCAGCCAGGAAGUGGCAGAGGUCGGCGCAUGUGCUCGUGGACAGGUGGGCCAAGCUGGCCAGGGCAGCCACCAAGCUCCGCAUCACCUGCAGCGAUUUGGCCACCCAGGCGGCCGACAGGGCAGCCACAGCCACUGCCCGGGCCAGGGAGCUGCAGGCCAAGGCUGCCCGUGAUGGGACAGCUCAGGAAAACAUGGUGGAGCUGGGUCAGGCCCUGGGCAGGGAGGAGGGGGCCGAGGUGGUGGCCGGGUAUGAAGCCCAAAUGAGGAGAGAGGCCAGGGUGGCUGCCAGUGAGGCAACAAGGGCCACCAUGGUGAGACAGCGGCUGGAGGCCACCCUGGAGCUGCUGGAGCGCUUGGUGGCCGUGUGUGACGAAGCCACCGCGUUCCCCCGGGAGCUGCAGUGGCGGCUCAGGGACACCGAGAGCACCCUGGAGGGCACAAAUGAGGCUUCCCCCGAUAUCCUCGAGGCCUUGGUGGCAAAGUUGGCCAUGGCCGAGCGGCUGUGGGAGGCCAACAACCGCCUGGCCAAGGAUCACCUGCUGGGGACACUUCAAGACAUCAUCGCCGUCUAUUUCACCAGUGGUCCCACCAGACCCAGGGCCUGUGAGGUGGCUGAGCAGUGCCAAAGAGCCAUUGAGGACAUCCCAAGGCUCCUUCGACCCCCGGAGUAUCCCCAAGGUGUCCCCAAGGUGUUCCCAGUGAGCAUGGAGCUCCAAGAGCUGUCCCCAGCCCUGCUGCAGCCACAGGUCACCGUGGUGGCCACCCUGGGCGAGCUGCUGGACACCCUGCCCAGGCGGGAUGAGAUUCUGCUGCCCGUGUCUGCAUUGAGCCUGUACUGGGACCUGGUAGACUUCACCAGGGACCUCCGGGUCACCCUGUACUGCGUUGAUGACACCUGGUGGCGCUGCAAUGUCACCUCCAAUGAUAAGAAUCCCGACACCACCCUGAGCCAGGCCCUGGAAGCCUGGGGGAGCAGCCCAGGGAUCACCUGGAAUGAUGUGACAAUGUCCACCAGUGAGUGGCAGGGGAUGGUGUCUGUGCUUGUGGACAGAUGGACCCGGCUGGCCAGGGCAGCCACCAAGCUCCACAACACCUGCAGAGACGUGGCCACUGAGGCGGCCGACAGGGUGGACACCGCCAGAGAGCGGCAGGAUGAGGCUGCCAUUUUUGUACGAGAUCAGGAAAACAUGUUGGAGCUGGGUCAGGCCCUGGGCAAGGAGGAGGGGGCCGAGGUGGAGGACUGGUAUGAAGCCCAGAAGAGGAGAGAGGCCAUGGAGGCUGCCAGCGAGGCAAGAAGGGCCGCCAUGGUGAGAGAGCGGGUGGAGGCGUCCCUGGGGCUGCUGGAGCGCUUGGUGGCCGCGUGUGACGGAGCCACCGCGUUCCCCCAGGAGCUGCAGCGCAGGGUUGGGGACAUUGAGGCUGCCCUAAAGGGGACAAAUGAGGCAUCCCCCAAUGUCCCCGAGGACUUGGUGGCCAAGGUGGCCGAGGCCAAGCGGCUGUGGGAGGCCAACGCCCGCCUGGCCAAGGAUCACCUGCUGGGGGCAGUUCCAGACAUCAUCAAGUUCUUGUUCAAUGGUGGUCCCAACAGCCCCUGUGAGGUGGCUGAGCGGUGCCAAAGAGCCAUCGAGGAUAUCCCAAGGCUUGUUCAACCCCCGGAGCAUCCCCAGAGCGUUCCCAGGGUUUCCCCGCUGUCCCCGGCCCUGCUGCAGGCACAGGUCACCGUGGUGGCCACCCUGGGAGAGCUGCUGGCCACCCUGCCCAGGCGGGACGAGGAGAUGAUGCUGCUGCUGUUGCCCCCAGGGUGCCUGCACGAGGACCUGGACGAAUUCACCUAUGAGCUCUUGGAAACCAUGGGGUACACUGAGUGUCUCUGGUACCACUGCAAGCACCCUGACAGAAUUGGUGACCCUGUCACCUCCCUGAGCCGGGCCCUGGCUGCCUACGAGAGCACCCCAUGGACCACCUGGUUUAAUGUGAGGAUGGCAGCCCCCGACUGGCAGUGGUUGGUGUCUCUGCCUGUGGACAGCUGGACCAAGCUGGCCAGGAAGGCCAAGAAGAUCUGCAAUGCCUGCAAGAAGGUGGCCAUUGAGGCAGCCUCUGAGGAGGCCGCCGCAAGCGCCCGAGCGAGGAAGCUGCAGGACAAGGCUGCCCGUUAUGGGACCUCUCAGGAAAACAGGGGGGAGCUGGGUCAGGCCCUGGGCAGGGAGGAGGGGGCCAAGGUGGUGGCUGGGGGUGAAGCCCAGGUGAGGAGAUUGGCCAGGGUGGCAGCCACCCAGGCAACCAGGGCCGCCAGGAAGAGAGAGCGGCUGGAGGCGUCCCUGGGGCUGCUGGAGCGUUUGGUGGCUGCGUGUGACGAAGCCACCAAGUUCCACCAGGAGCUGCAGCAAAGGGCUGGGGACAUCAAGGCUGCCCUGAAGGGGACAAAUGAGGCAUCCCCCGAGGUUCCCAAGGACUUGGUGGCCAAGGUGGCCGAGGUCGAGUGGCUGUGGGAGGCCAACACACACCUGGCCAUGGGUCACCUGAAGGGGGCAGUUGGAGACAUCUGGAAGUUCUAUUUCGAUGGUGGUCGCGAUAGCCCCACUGGGGUGGCCGAGAGGUGCCAAAGAGCCAUCAAGGACAUCCCAAGGCUCCUUCGACCCCGACCACGUCCCCAAGGUGUCCCCAAGGUGUCCCCAGUGAGCAGGGAGCUCCAAGAGCUGUCUCUGGUCCUGCUGCAGCCACAGGUCACCGUGGUGGCCACCCUGGGUGAGCUCCUGGACACCCUGCCCAGGGUGGACGAGGAGAUGCUGGUGUUCAUGUCCCCAGGGUGCCCGUACUGGGUUCUGGAGGAACUCACCAAUGAGCUCUGGGCCACUAUGAAUGGAAUUGAUGACACCAGGAGGCACCACAAUGUCACCUCCAGUGAUGAUGACCCUGUCACCUCCCUGAGCCAGGCUCUGGCCGCCUACAAGAGCACCCCAUGGACAUCCCGGAAGCGUGUGACAAUGGCGGCCAGCGAGUGGCGGGGGUCUGUGGCCGCGCUUGUGAAAAGCUGGGCCCAGGUUGCCAGGAAGGCCACCAAGCUCCAUGACACCUGCAAGAAGGUGGCCUCUGAAGCGGCCAAAAGAGCAGCCACCACCACCACCUGGGCCAGGGAGCUGCAGGACGAGGCUGCCCAUGAUGGGACAGCUCAGGAAAACGUGGGGGAGCUGAGUCAGGCCCUGGGCAGGGAGGGCAAAGUGAGGAGAGAGGCCAUGGUGGCUGCCAGCCAGGCAACAAGGGCCACCAUGGUGAAACAGCUGAUGGAGGCGGCCCUGGGGCCUCUGCAGCGCUUGGUGGCCGCGUGUGACGAAGCCACCACGUUCCCCCGCGUGCUGCAGCGCAGGGUUGGGGACAUCGAGGCCAGCCUGAAGGGGACAAAUGAGGUGUCCUCCAAAGUCCCUGAGGAUUUGGUGGCCCAGGUGGCCGAGGCCGAGCGGCUGUGGGAGGCCAAUGCCCGCCUGGCCAAAUAUCACCUCCUGGGGACACUUCAAGAGAUCAUCGACUUCUAUUUCACUGGUGGUCCCACUGGGCCCAGUGACUGUGCGGUGGCCGAGCGGUGCCAAAGAGCCACUGAGGACAUCCCAAGGCUCCUUCGACCCCCAGAGAGUAUCCAAAACAUUCCCAAGGUGUCCCCAGUGAGCGUGGAGCUCCAAGAGCUGUCCCCGGCCCUGCUGCAGCCACAGGUCACCGUGGUGGCCAUCCUGGGUGAGCUGCUGGCCACCCUGCCCAGGCGGGACGAGGAGAUGCUGCCCGUGUCCACAGUGAGACUGUACUGGGACCUGGUGGACUUCACUGAGAACCUCCGCAUCACCCUGUACUGCACAGAUGACACCUGGUGGCACCGCAAUGUCACCUACAAUGAUGAUGACCCUCCCACCUACAAUGAUGGUGACCCUCUCACCUCCCUGAGCCAGGCCCUGGCUGCCUGGGAGAGCACCGAAUGGACCACCUGGGACCAUGUGACAAUGGUGGCCAGCAAGUGGCAGGGGUCGGUGUCCGUACUUGUGGGCAGGUGGGCCCAGCUGGCCAGCAGGGCCACCAAGCUCCACAACACCUGCAAGGAGGUGGCCACUGAGGCGGCCAACAGGGUGACCACUGCCACCACCCGGGCCAGGGAGCUGCAGGACGAGGCUGCCCGUGAUGGGACAGCUCAGGAAAACAUGGUGGAGCUGGGUCAGGCCCUGGGCAGGGAGGAGGGGGCCGAGGUGGUGGCCGGGCAUGGAGCCCAGGUGAGGAGAGAGGCCAGGGUGGCUGCCAGCGAGGCAACAAGGGCCACCAUGGUGAGACAGCGGCUGGAGGUGGCCCUGUGGCUGCUGAAGCGCUUGGUGGCCACAUGUGACAAAGCCACCGCGUUCCCCCGGGAGCUGCAGCGCCUGCUCGGGGACAUCGAGGCCGCCAUGAAAACGACAAAUUGGGCAUCCCCUGAUCUCCCUGAGGGCUUGGUGGCCAAGGUGGUCGAGGCUGAGCGGCUGUGGGAGGCCAACGCCCGCCUGGCCAAGGGUCACCUGCUGGGGGCAGUUCCAGACGCCAUCAAGUUCUAUUUCACUGGUGGUCCCGCCAGCCCCAGUGCCUGUGGGGUGGCCGAGCGGUGCCAAAGAGCCACCGAGGACAUCCCAAGGCUCCUUCAAACCCCAGAGAGUCCCCAGAGCGUCCCCGAGGUGUCCCCAGUGAGCAUGGAGCUCCCAGAGCUGUCCCCUCCCCAGCUGCUGGAGGCUCUGGUGUCCGUGGUGGCCACCCUGGGUGAGGUGGCAGCCACCGUGACCGGGCCACACCGGGGCGUGCGGCGCUGUGUGCCCCCAAAGUUGCUGCACGCGGCCCUGAGGAUCUUCACCUGGAGCCUGCGUAACAGUCUGGAAGAUCCCCGUGACACCUCCAUGGGUGACUCUGGUGUCCCCUCCCUGGGCCAGGCCCUGGCCACCCUCAGGGCCACCCCUGGGGCCACCUGGGCCGAUGUGAGAGCCGCGGGCAGCGCCUGGUGGAAUUUGGUGGCUGUGCGUGAGGAGAAAUGGAAACAGCUGGUCGAGGAGAUCACCAAGCUCCGUGAUGCCUGUGAGGACGCGGCCCUCGCCUGGGCCAGGGAUCAGCAGGACAAGGCCACCCGCAGGGGGACAGCUGGGGACAACCCUGUGGCCACAGCCCAGCAGCUCAUGGUGGCCCUGGACAGGAAUGAGGAGGCCUCGGCAGGGGCUGCACAUGGUGCCCAGGUGGUGGCGGCCACCAAUGAGGCCAUGGGAGAGGCUGUGGUGGCCACCAGGCGGGCGAGGGCAACCACCAGGAAGAGACAUUGGGCAGAGGUGGCCCUGGAGCCGCUGCAGCGUUUGGUGACAACGUGUGACAAAGCCACUGAGUUUAUCAGUUACAUGGAGUGCCAGCUCAGGGACAUCGAGGCUGCCCUGGAGGGGACACAGGAGGCAUCCUCUGAUGUCCCCGAGGCCUUGGUGGCUGCGGUGGCCAAGUUUGAGCAGCUGUGGGAGGCCAGCGCCCGCCUGUUCAAGCAUCACCUGCUGGGGACACUUGGGGACAUCCACGACCUCCUCUUGAGUCCCUAUGGUGGCCGCGGUGGCCCCGAUGGCCCUGGCAGCCGUGCGGUGGCCGAGCGGUGCCAAAAAGCCAUCGAGGACAUCCCAAGGCUGCUUCAGGACAGUGACAUCACUGCUGCGAUGUCAUAG